This is a messenger RNA of Triplophysa dalaica, 2456 nucleotides long. Its product is annotated as natural killer cell receptor 2B4-like. The record is from RefSeq and is a predicted model, not a curated record. The coding region runs from base 156 to 1064 and encodes 302 amino acids. Lineage: Eukaryota; Metazoa; Chordata; Actinopteri; Cypriniformes; Nemacheilidae. The transcript has 5 exons.
UGCAUCUGGUCUGCUGCCAGACCCUCCUCUUUUAGCUUCGUCGAUCCACAUUUAAAACUGACUCGGGAUCGUUUUCAGGAAAACCCCUUUUUUGACACCACCUUCAAAUCGAAAGCGUUUGUUGCUGUUCUCGGAUUUGUUUUUUACUUGUGUUAAUGUUGAUUAUUGUGUCAAUGUCGUUUCUUUUCGUGAAAAAGUUUGACGUUUACAUGUUUGCGGACACAGUUUUCGUUUGCCUGUGUUUAAUGAUUGCGAACGGUGUGUUUGGUGUUGAUGCAGAUGAAGUGAAGUCAGUGUCAGUGAUGGAGGGAGAUUCUGUCACUCUUCACACUGAUCUUACUCACAUACAGAGAGACGAUCUGAUACUGUGGACGUUUGGACCUCAAGAGACUCGUAUAGCUGAAAUACAUGGUUUUGACAUCAUCUAUGGAGAUGAAUUUGAGACCAGAUUUUGGGUGAACAGGUAUACUGGAUCUCUCACCAUAUCAAACAUCACAAUCACAAACUCUGAACUGUAUCAACUAAAGAUCCGCAGUUACAGAGGAGAUUCAGACAAGAUAUUCAGAGUUGCUGUCAAUACUGUCUAUGAUCAUCUGCCAGAUCCUGUCAUCACUAGUUACUGUUCACAGGAUCCUCCAUUAUCAUUAUCAUCUUUUAACUCCAAAUGUGUGUUAUUGUGUUCAGUGAUGAAUGUGACACAUGUGAGUCUCUCCUGGUACAAAGGAAACAGUUUAUUGUCCAGCAUCAGUGUAUCUGAUCUCAACAUCAGACUCUCUCUACCUCUGGAGGUGGAAUAUCACGAUACAAACACAUACAGAUGUGUUAUCAACAAUCCCAUCACAAAACACACACAACAACUAGACAUCAAUGAUGUCUGUCAGCCGUGUUCAAAACUCCGGUAUAUACUGCUGAUAGCUGCUGGUUCUGUGGGGCUGCUGCUGAUUGUACUUGUUAUCACAUGCGUGUGUUGCUGCUUCUACAAAAAGAAAAGCAACCAGGCAAACAGGUCGGAGCAACGUGAUUCGCCCCUCAUCCUCCCCACCACCACCAGGAGGUCCCUGUGAAUAUAACCCCAAUGGUGUUGGCUACGCCCCCGCCUUCCCAUCUCAAGGCGGGAAGUAGAGGACUUCUUGGCCCUCUGGAUGCGAGCCACGGACAGGGCCUACUCCAAAGAACUGUUACCAUCUUAUUAUAUCCAUAUAUAUUCUGUCUAUCAGCUGUCAAAUAAAUGUUGUAUACUCAACUUUGGCCUCCCAGUCUUUCUGGUAGAACAUCUGUCUUCAGAUCCAUGUGAGAAAACUCAUCACUCAUCUGUUCUUCCUGUAUUCUUUCUUUCUUUUUUUUAUUCAGGUUCCAGUCCCUCCAUUAGAAACUGAGAUGUCAUUGAUAGGGCAAAGUUGAAGGCAAAGUUCGUCUACCAUUCACAUCGCAUUAUCUCAUCAUGGCCAAAGACCUUCCUUGAAUUGAAUGUAUGCUGAAUAUUUUGGUGGUCAAGUAUUGAGGCUCAGACAUCCAAUGUUUUCAUCAGUGUCCUCAUUUAUAUUACUUAUCCCAUUUGGGAAUAUGUGGUGACACAUAUUGCUUUGUAGGAAGGUUGUGAAAUUUGGCAAGUUGAUACAAAUAAAAAAAACCAACCAUAGCAAGACAAAUUUGUUUGAUAUUGAACUUCUCAAAUCUCUUCAGUAAAUAACAAAACACUAGCAAAGCUAGCAACUGUUUGGACAAACUUUACCUUAAAUAUAAUACAGUAUAUAUGUAUUUUGUUAAAAUUUUUGUCUGAACACGUGCUGUUGCUUUUAACUUUCCAAGAGGUAAUUUUACAAGCAAAAGUUAGUUUGACAUAUUUAUAGGUUUGUUGGAUUGAAGUGAAGAUUAUACAAGUAAGGACCUUAAACCGAGAUUUACACUAUGCAAUACUGCUAUUCAUUCCAUUAGAUAUGAUAAUCACAAUGGCGUGUUGUUCAUUGAAAUCAAGCCAUGAUAUAAUGACAAUAAUAAAAAUCCUUAUAAUGAAUGAAACCUUAAUAAUUAAUAAUAAUUAAUUAGGUUUAUGGUCAUGCCGAGAUCUGAUUACAUGUACUGUAUAUAUCACUGACCUAUUUUUUAUCAACCAAUCGUAUUAUGUAACUAAAAUGAUGUAUCCACAUUACAGCAAAUUAGCAUGUGAAUAUAUUCAGACAUGAUAAGGAUCACAUUUAUUGCAUGAAGAGGGUAUCAGAGUUUUAUGCAUCCACCUGUUGUGUAGUUACAGUAGUUUUGGCCAAAAGUUAUGAUCUGCUAUAUUAUGGUGUAAGUGAUGUUGUUUACGUUUUGUCGACUGAAUCUACUUAUCAUCUCUAAUGAUGUCCAAAAUCCUUUUAAGACACUGUUUUUUAUUUUUGUUUUUUAUUUUGUUACAAAAUAUCUAUUUGACGUGAAUUGUUAUGGUUUCAUUAAACAAAUCCUUCCUUACUCGA